Penaeus monodon (black tiger shrimp) is the source of this 1742-nucleotide messenger RNA. RefSeq names its product protoporphyrinogen oxidase-like (gene Ppox). Gene Ontology annotation, molecular function: protoporphyrinogen oxidase activity, oxygen as acceptor. Gene Ontology annotation, biological process: heme biosynthetic process. NCBI's taxonomy places the organism in Eukaryota, Metazoa, Arthropoda, Malacostraca, Decapoda, Penaeidae. The coding region runs from base 315 to 1712 and encodes 465 amino acids. The record is from RefSeq and is a predicted model, not a curated record. Gene Ontology annotation, cellular component: mitochondrial inner membrane. The transcript has 4 exons.
AUUAUCGUCGAAUACGAUAAUCGUUAACUUUCCCAGCACUUUUUAUAUAAAAAAUACACACCAACAUGUUUAUAUAUCUACAAAAAUUAAUAGAAAGAAAAAUAAACAAUUAUACGCAUGGUCCUUACUAUUGAGAAUCAUGACCUAGGAAAUUUUUCGAAGAAAGCUUUACCUUUACCGAUAUUUGAAGGGGUUACCCAUAUAAUUAGAGCAAUAUAUGAAACGUCAGAUAUUAAGAAGAAGAAGAGAAUACAGACAGACUAUCAAACAGGCAGAAUAAAGGUGUUAUUUCCUACUAUCCUUGAUUCACCAUAAUGACAGUGACAGUACUUGGAGGUGGCAUCAGUGGAUUGGCGGCUGCUCAUUACCUACGGACCAUCAACCCCUCCUCUAGGAUUGUAGUUCUGGAAGCUUCGCAUAGGUUGGGAGGCUGGAUUGAUUCUACCAAGCACAAUGACGGUGUUGUGUAUGAAGGAGGACCUAGAACACUUAGAGUGGUUGGUAAUGCAGGAGCCAACACUUUAGCCUUAGCAGAAAGUCUUGGCCUAAGAGAUAAGAUUCGCAGUGUCCGUUAUGGGGAGCCAUCUGCUAAGAACAGGAUGAUUAAAGUCAAUGGCUCUUUACACAAAUUACCAAACAGCCUGAAGACAACCCUAACAAAGAUUCCUCCCUUCUCAAAGCCAUUAGCUCUAAGUGCAAUUAGUGAUUUGCGAGCAAAAAAAGUUCUUUCUGAUGAUGAAAGUCUCUUCAGCUUUGUCAACAGGCGUUUUGGCUCAGAUGUUGCAAGAUAUGCAAUUGAUCCUUUAGCGAGGGGAGUCUUUGCUGGUAAUGCUCGAGACCUUAGUGUCAAGGCACUUGCCAAAAGAAUGCACGAAGUUGAACAGAAACAUGGCUCUGUGCUUAAGGGUUUCAUUAAAGACAGGAAGAAUGCAGAGAAACCAGACCCUGGGCUGGCAAAAUGUGACUUAGUCCAGCAAGCAAGAAAAGAAAAAUGGGCCGUUUGGUCUCUUCAGGAUGGCUUAGAGACAUUAGUGAAGACUCUUGCAGAGAGUCUUGAACAGGAUGGUGUUGAGAUUAGAAGGGGCACUCCAGUGUUAGGAAUUCGGAGGAGUCAGGGGGAUCUUGUUGUGCAGACAAAUGGUGAAGAAAUACAUACUGAGAGAGUUAUAUCUUGUCUUCCUGCAAAUCAUUUAAGCCAAGUGGUGAGUGAUAUUGAUACAGACUUAAGCAUCAUACUAAGUAGAAUACCCUUUGUUACAGUAGCUGUUGUAACACUUGAAUAUACAGGGGACAGACUGAAUGAACAAGCAUUUGGCUAUCUUGUGCCUUCCACAGAACCCAGUAAGGUUCUGGGUGUAAUUUUUGACACAUGCACAUUCUCACAAGGUGACAGAACCAUAUUAACUGUAAUGAUGGGAGGAUAUUGGUUCAAACAGUAUUUUGGAGAGAGUCCAACACCAGAGAGCUUUUUGGAUGUUGCCCUCAAAGAAGUGGAAUCAGUACUUAAGAUAAAAGAAGCACCAGUGCGACAUAGUGUCAACAUUCUAAAAGAUUGUAUACCACAAUACAUUGUAGGACACUCUGAGAUGGUAAUCAAUGCAAGGAACUUGAUUAGACACUCAAAAAUCCCACUGGUAUUGGCAGGGAAUUCGUACGAUGGUGUAGGAGUAAAUGAUGCCAUAAUGAGUGCAAAAAAAGCUGUAUUACAGUAAAAAGAAACAAAUAUAUAUAUAAAAAAAAUG